Molecule: messenger RNA, 1824 nt
Organism: Mesorhabditis belari
Lineage: Eukaryota; Metazoa; Nematoda; Chromadorea; Rhabditida; Rhabditidae
Source: the annotation of a GenBank genome assembly
AUGGGCGAUUCGUCGAGUCUACCGGGAAAUGAACUACUUCAAGCUGAAAAAGAUGAAAAAGACGAUGGCCCUUUCGAGAAUCGACGAGUCAACUCUUCGGAAAUCGCACCAAAUGCGGAGGGUCCAUUUGGGGUGCGCCUUAGCGACGAUAUGCUCAACGUGUUCUGCGAUCGUGUGCAACUCGCCGCCCCGGACCGUAUUAACGGCUUUUUUGCGAUUCAAUCGAUUUUGUGCGACCCGGCCUCGCUUCGAUCGCAAAUUCAGCCGCGUCAAGAAGUCAUCCAAAUUUUCUUCGACCAGGAACAGGAGCACUACAUUACGGCUCAUCUCUUUUACGUGAAUAAGGUGCCCACUCUACGAAUUUACGACCCAUUACUGCAUGCGAAAAAUGUUAAAAAUCGGGAUUUGAAAGAUAUGAUGAGCCCAUCGAUGAUUCGACAAAUUUUGGACAUCUUCGGACAUAUCGUUUUCCGUGUUGCUCAGCCAGGCGCGGUCCCUGUUGAAUAUGUGCACGACAUUGACCCUCAGACAGAUGGAUGGAGUUGUGGAUAUCGAGCAAUCGGCGUUGUGAUGGAUUUGUUGAGAGAAAGACCUCCCAUGGACUCAAAAUACGAUGUUCGCUCACUCUAUGACUUGUACAUUUGGGCGAAUCGCGAUGGAUCGCACCCGUGGCACGAAUUUAUGAAGUUCCCGUGUCGUAGCUAUCGCCUCCGGAAUUAUGUUAGAAACGGCAUUGUUGUGUUCACCGAGGAAUUCUACAAGGAGAAAGUCGACAAAGCGGUCGCCGAUGAGAAAGCCACCGAAUCGCUUGUCGCUCAAUCUGAAGAACCAACGGCUCAACCGGCCUGCAAAGAGGAGCCUCCUGCGGCUCACAAAGAAAAUCCUGUGAUCGACGCUGUUCCUUCAAAGUCUGGUGAUUUAACAAACGGAGUUCGGGAAAUGCGACAAAGUUGUUGUGAUUAUCAUCUACAAUCAAACGCUUCAAAAAAUGACAAGAGCAAAGACGCAAAGAGCACCACCCACCAUCGAGCAAUGGCUGAAAGCAGCGGGAUUGAGACUCCGAGGGUGCCUGAUUCGUUUUUAAAGAAACCAGUCCCUCUACUCCCAAGAUUGGCCGUCCAUUCUUCAUCGUCGCAACCCGAGCUCUUGCAACCGCUUAAUCGAUGGUCUUACAUGCGCACGUGGAGUGAACGACAAAGUGAUGAGGAAAAAAAGAGAAGUGGAAGUGCCGGAGAAUGCCCAACCAAUUCUCGACUGUCAGCCAUUGAAACGACGCGUUCAAUCACCCGUUCGACAAACGAUGUCUUCAGCUCGGAGCCCAUUGAAUGCAAUGUGCCCGCCUCAUUUGACUCUCUUCCUUCGAUGCCCGUGCCGAAUCUUCACGCUUGCCGCUCCUCCACGCGCCACGAGGGCUCCUCAUUUCACACCGACUCGAAUCAUUCUCUUCAUGGCGUCGAAAAGAGCCAACAACAAAAGCCAUCCGCAAACAAGCUUCAUCAAGUCACGUUUCGACCCCAUCUGGGAUACGGAGCCGAUGAGCAACACUCGAGCUUUGAGGCCGAUGUCAGCAGCUUUGGAAGUUCCAACAAGAGCGUAAAAUUCGAUGUGCAAUGGGAGUCGGAGCCUGCUGCCAUAAUCGUUCCUUCCUUCAUCCCGGUCGAGAUCAAAAAGCCAAUCAAUUGCACAACUAAGUCCAAGGACGUUCGUCUGGAAAUGGGCUCCGUGGUGGCCACGCAAAUCACCCACAAGAACAAUAACAACAACAAUUCGCCGCUUUCAUCACCCUCAUCAUCAAUGCUGAACUCGGAACCUCGGUGCUGUUGU